Molecule: messenger RNA, 2964 nt
Organism: Diatraea saccharalis (sugarcane borer)
Lineage: Eukaryota; Metazoa; Arthropoda; Insecta; Lepidoptera; Crambidae
Source: the annotation of a GenBank genome assembly
AUUGUCAUUAAACCGACAGUUUUGCAAAGAGUACAGUAAUCAGUUUUGCUAUUUGUCAUUAUCUUAAAUUUCUGCAUUGGACGAUUAUUUAGAAAAUGUUACGCCAGCCUCUUACUCGUGCGCUUGCACUGAGUUCGCCAACAAGAGUGGCUCCUGUAGUGCCUGCAGCUCGUCGGUUCGCUGAACAAGUAUCAGUACAGCCAGAAAAAGUAGAAGUUUUCAUUGACGAUAAACCUGUAUAUGUUCUACCUGGAACCACAGUGUUACAGGCAGCUGCACAAGUUGGUGUAGAAAUUCCACGAUUCUGCUAUCAUGAGAGAUUGGCAGUGGCUGGCAACUGUAGAAUGUGUUUAGUUGAAGUUGAGAAAUCUCCAAAACCAGUUGCCGCUUGUGCUAUGCCUGUCAUGAAGGGUAUGAGAGUAAAAACUAACUCUGACUUAACCAGAAAAGCUCGUGAGGGUGUUAUGGAGUUUCUGCUUGUAAACCAUCCUUUGGACUGUCCUAUUUGUGACCAGGGUGGUGAAUGUGAUCUGCAAGAUCAAUCUAUGGCUUUUGGUUCUGAUAGGAGUAGAUUUACUGAUAUCCAUUUUUCUGGAAAAAGGGCAGUAGAAGAUAAAGACGUUGGGCCUCUGAUCAAAACUAUUAUGACUCGUUGCAUUCAUUGUACAAGAUGUAUUCGUUUUGCAUCUGAAGUAGCUGGUGUUGAUGACUUUGGUACAACCGGUAGAGGAACUGAUAUGCAGGUUGGAACAUAUGUAGAAAAAAUGUUCCUCUCAGAGUUGUCAGGCAACAUAAUAGAUUUAUGCCCUGUAGGUGCACUUACAUCAAAACCUUAUAGUUUUGCUGCUCGACCAUGGGAAACAAGGAGGAUUGACUCCGUCGAUGUUUUAGAUCCUUUAGGUAGCAACAUUGUUGUUGCAACACGCACUAAUGAAGUGCUGCGUAUUUUGCCCAGAACUAAUGAGGAGAUCAAUGAAGAAUGGUUGUCAGAUAAAUCUCGUUUUGCUUGCGACGGCUUGAAGCGGCAGCGGCUGGUGACGCCUAUGCUGAAAGACAGCCGUGGGAAUCUCACACCUGUAGAGUGGGAGGAUGCCAUCGUCGCCGCCGCGCGUGCCCUCCGUGACUGCCCCCCGGACAAGAUAUUGGCAGUGGCAGGUGACUUAGCAGAUGCUGAAGCACUCAUAGCAUUAAAAGACUUUGUUAAUCGUCUUGGCUCUGAGAACACAUACACCGAGCAAUAUUUCCCAACAGGAGGUUCCGGCACAGAUCUAAGAUCAUCGUAUCUCUUGAAUACAAAGAUUGCCAACGUGGAGGAUGCAGAUUUCGUCCUUCUCAUUGGUACGAAUGUUCGCUUCGAGGCCCCACUCUUGAAUGCUCGCAUCCGUAAGGCGUUCAUACAUAAUGAGACUGAUGUGGCACUCAUUGGACCUAAAGUUGAUCUCACUUAUGAAUAUACGUAUGUAGGUGAUUCUGCCUCCCUGGUUAAAGAUCUGGCAGCGGGUACAUCUUCGAACGAGGUCCUCAAGCGUUUGGAGAGUGCGAAAAGACCUGUGGUGAUUUUAGGUGCGGAUCAGCUGAAGACCGAAGAGGGCGCGGCACUAUUGGCUUAUACUCAGGAAUUGGCACUAAGAUUGCAAGAUAACCUUCAAGAUAAGGAAUGGAAGGUCUUGAAUGUCCUUCAACGUACCGCGUCGCAAGUGGCAGCUUUAGACAUCGGGUACAAGCAGGGUGUGGGCGAAGCUCUAGCCGCUGGUCCCCGCGUGGUUUACUUGCUGGGCGCUGAUGGAGGCGUCGUCACACGGGAGGCUUUGCCUAAGGACACCGUUGUCAUCUAUCAGGGUCACCACGGUGACGCGGGCGCUAGUAUAGCGGACGUGGUGUUGCCGGGCGCCGCGUACACGGAGAAGCGCGCCACGUACGUGAACGCGGAGGGGCGCGCCCAACAGACGCUCCCCGCCGUCACGCCGCCGGGACUAGCGCGCGACGACUGGAAGAUAAUCAGAGCCUUAUCUGAAGUGUCUGGUGCCGGUUUGCCGUAUGACAACUUAGACGAGAUUCGCGAACGUCUCAGCCAAGUUAGUCCCGCGCUCGUUGCGUAUGGCGAUGUACAGGCGAAUAACUACUUCGCACAGGCAAGGGCUCUAGCUAAGAGUCUUCAAAAGCCAGUUUCGGGCAAGUUGGAUGUGCAGUUGAAACAACUGGAGGACUAUUUCAUGACAGACGCUAUCAGUCGUGCUUCCCCUACUAUGGCAAAAUGCGUGCAGGCUGUUCUUAAACAGAAGACCUCCCCUUACUAAAUACUAUGAGGUAAUACACUAAGCUCAUUUCUUUACAGAUCUUUUAAACGUAAUUUAUAAUGCACAAAAUUAAGCGGUCGGUGCAGUUAAAUGUAAAAUUAACUUUGAUUUAUUUUUAAAAUUUCUAAUAUCAUAAUCAGAUUUCAGUGGAAUUUUAGCUUGAUCAAGUCUCAAUGUGAAAGUUCACUUUUGUUAUGUCGUGUUUUGCAUUUUUAUUGCAUAUAUACUCAUAAGUGACAAGAUAUACGUACCAUGAGCUAGUGUAUUCAACCUUAAGUAUGGCUAGAAUUUAAGUGCUAUUUCCAACUCCUAACAUUUGAGUGUUUUGAAUACUAUUACUUAUUUUAAUUUCCUAUAUUAAGUAUCCAUAACACUUAAAUAUUAGAAGCUAAGUUUAGAUAAAUAUAUAAACUAUAAUUACAUCUUUUUGCAAUCAUUUUUAUGCAGAUUUCUACGUAUUAUCUUUGUCUAUCUAGCAAUUAUUUAUUUUGUUACUUAAUAUGUAGGCGAUAAAUGUUCUUAUUAAUUGAAUCAUUAAUGAUAUUAUAUUGGAAAUAGCCUGCAGCAAAUUGCAAUUGUUCCAUAAAUGAAAUGUGGAAUAUAAAGUUUUUGUAUAUAGGAUAUGUUGUUAGAUAACAAAUAAAAACAUAGUACAAUGACUGUCGAA